Molecule: messenger RNA, 3134 nt
Organism: Cetraspora pellucida
Lineage: Eukaryota; Fungi; Glomeromycota; Glomeromycetes; Diversisporales; Gigasporaceae
Source: the annotation of a GenBank genome assembly
UUUUUCCUCACAAUAAUUCGGUUAAAUCUUUAAAAAGUAUUCUAUUUCUUUUAUUAUUAUGUAAUAUUACUGUUGAUGGAAACCGCACUUUAUAUUCUAGCAGUAGAAAUGAUUUUUAUAAGAGUUUCGAUGUGAGCUCAAGUUAUGAUGGUAGUCUCAUUAUCAAAGUUUUAGAUGAACAGAACAGAAGCAAAGCCAUUCAUGCGCUCUUACAAAAUGGUUCUACAGUAUACAUUGACCUUGGUUUUGUAAAUAAAGAUAUCGGACGUAUAUUUCCUUUAAACAAAAAGUUUUUUUUUCUGCUUUACGAUGGUGAUGAAAAGCAGGCUACCGGAAUAGUAAUAGAUUGGGAUAAAAAUAUUGUAAAAGAUAGUAUUUUUGUAGCAAAUGGAACUGUUGCGAAUUCGAGUGUAAAUGUUGUUCCGGAUAUACGAUUAACAUCCUUCUUAGUUUAUAGUCAAAAUAAUAAAGUGAUUAAUUGGAUUGCCUGUAAUUUACCAAAACAAGGUGAUUCAAAUAUAGAUACAAUAACCAAUGGCUCUUUUACACUUCCGGAUAAUUCAUUCCUCCGAUCUGUAUUUCCGAAUAUUGAUGGCAGCUAUGGCUUUAUUAUAACAGAAAUAUUAUACGACAAUAAUAACAUUUUAAAUAUAUCAAUGCCAAACUUAUUUAUAUAUUAUAAGUUUAUAAUCCCAACGACUCAUCAAAUGUCUGAAAACUUUUUACUUUAUUAUGCUAGAAAUAUUAGUAAUAUGUUACAUAUUUCAUGUUCGUCAAGCUAUAGUGAAAAUGGAAAUGUAUGCAUGAUGACCAACUUAGUUGAGAAUGUUCAAAACAAUUCACUGUUUGUGACUUAUCAAAUCGACUUUUUAUCAUCUGGGUCUGUAAUUAGGUUACAAUCACAUAGUAUUCAAUCAGUAAAUACUGGACUUAAUACUUAUAAUAGUUCAGUGUUUGAUAUCCAUCCUUUAUUUUAUGGUGGAUCAAUUGUGACUAGUUGGAUCGUUGGAAACAACAAUACUAAUGGUAUUACAAGUCAAAAAAGAGAUACUACUACUUUUGCUGCUCCUAUUAAUAUUAAUAAUGAAGGUGUUCCUAUAUCUUUAUUUAUAUCACACAUGACUGCGAAAAUUAUUUCACCCAACGGCAGUGAAGUCAACUGGGACUUAGAUAAUAUUGGUACAACCAGAGAUACUAGGUUUAUUGUAAUGAGAAAUAAUACUUGCAUAUUGGUCGCAAUAUAUGAACCAAAUCGAUGGGAUAUUUUUAGUACGAAUUUGCCUAAAUUUAGAGAAGACCUUGGCUAUGAAAAUCCAAAUAUUAUUUCAACAUAUCCCAAUAUUAGUGAUAUCAUAUCACCAUUUAUUGAUUCUUUCUGGAUCGUUUUCUCAAACCGAAUUUCUAAAUCUUUAAAUAAUAUUACUGUAUAUCAAACUGAUACAAUUACAAACUUAUUUAAACCAAGAAAAUUAUUUUCUAGAAAUUCAGAAAGUUGUAACAUUUUAAAUAAUAGACUUUCAUGUAAUGUCUCAUCAAGUAUUUUCAACCAAUGGAAUUCAACAUAUAUGAUUGCAAUGGACAACAAUUUUGUAAAAUUUUCCUCAACUAAUGAGCCUAUUAUUGGCAUUGAAGAAGACAAAUGGAUAAUUACAACUAUUCCAAGGCCAACGCCUGAAAUGUAUUCAGAUUCAGCUAUAGGAAUUCUACGUUUAACUCCCGAUGGUACUAAAAAGCUUUUACUAUCAGAUAGAUCAGAAUUUUUUAAACAUUUCCAACAAGAACUUAUUGAAAGCAUUCCUACAAGUUCUGAAAGGAUACGAUUAACAAAUCAAAUCCAAUAUGAUCCUUCAGUACCAUCACAAUAUUUGGUACAAAUUGAAAUAGUAUCAACUAAAGAUCCUUAUCAAGACACUGUUUCUCAAAUUAUUAAGUAUCUUACAGAAUUAAUAAAGGACAAAGAUACGAUUAUAUAUAUGAAUAAUCAUACAAAAUAUUUAGAUUCAUCGUUUGGUCUUGUAAUAAACUUAAAUUUGUGGGAUGAAAUCAAGUUAAAAUUACUUGGAUUAUUAAUUGGAAUUAUAAUCUUGACUGCAAUAACUUUAUGGGCACAUUAUAAGAGUCCAGAGAAAAUGGAAAGGAUGUUCCAUGGCUAUAUAUUCCCAGGAGCAGAUGUUGCGUUAUUUGAAUUUUUGACAUCAAAAUUUGCUGGUCUUGAAAUCUUCAAUACACCAUUCUCCAAUAUUACUAUAAAUUGGAUAUAUUGGGCAACUAUAAUUAACACUUUAAUUGAAGACAUUCCGCAACUUGUUGUACAGCGACCGUUUCUUCAACGUCCUCAAGAAUUCCAUGUUAUCCACGAACCAUUUGUUCCAAUCGGUCAUGCUUACAUGACCAAUAAUCAAGAAUUUUUAAAUAAAAUUCCACUACCAAAACCUACUGAUCCAAUCACUUUUGUGCAUCAUUUUUCGCCUACUCUUAAUGAAAUUCUUGCCCCUCAUUAUUAUAAUGAUUAUAAAACACACAUUUUAAGAGUUUUUGUGAAAGAUCUUGCAACCAUCUUUUUACACGCAUCAGAAGGCAAUCCGUUACAAUCAAAGGAAAUUCUCUCAAAAUUUAAACAUACAUUCUUAAUUAGAAACCCAGAAAAAUCAGUAAAAUCUUAUUAUAAAGCUGCAAUUGCCACAUAUAAAGUUUGGGAUGAGGCUGGUGUGCCUAAUUUUGAAAGAGUCAAACUUUUUUCCUCUAACAAAAUUGGGCUCAAAGAAUCGCGGAUUCUUUAUGAUUUGAUUAAGAAUGUAACUGAAGAAGAGAUUGCAUUGGUAGAUGCUGAUGAUUUAAUUCGAGAACCAAAAAAAAUCUUGAAAAAAUAUUGUGAAAUGAUCGAUGUAAAAUUUACGAAAGAAAUGCUUGAAUGGAAAUCAGAAAGAGUAGAAAUAUGGGAUUCAAAAAUGUCAGGCUUAUAUUACGUUCAAGAUUUAAAUUAUUUGUGGCAUAAGAACGCAAUGCAAAGCACAGGAUUCGAUAAAACAAUUAAUAAUGAAGAAGAAAUUGAAUAUCCUCAAUAUGUUUACGAUAUAAUUGACGAAAACAAACCUCACUACGAAUACUUGUUUCAAUAUAGAAUUAAAAUUUAG